CGACGAGCCGAGCGACGCCGCCGGCGAUGUCUCGCCCCGCCCAACAAGCUUCGAGGGCGCUCUGCCCACCAAGUCCUUCGCCGCGGCCGCCUACGGCGUUGCGCGGCGCUCUUCUCUGCCGCCCCCGCCGGAUCGCAAGGCGAUCGCCGCCAUCCCUUCGCCCACGCCGUCCUGGCCAAGCCCCGAAGCCAAGAUCCUCUGCACCAAUUUCGCCGCCGCUGCCGCCGCUACCUCUCCAGGGCUGGGGCGCUGUUUGCCGACGCCUCCCAGUAGCCCCACCAUCAUACAUCGGCCGGAACAGCUCGGUGUGCGCUCUGCGUUGGGCACCUACAUUGGGCAGUUGAAAGUGCACCAGGCCAAGAAGGAAACCUGCAAUCAUGUUCAAUCGGAAUUUCGAAGCCGACUCCCAUCUGAUGUCAAGGUUUAUGAAUCUGGAGCACCAGCCUCUAUGGCCGAGAACAGCAAGGGGGUCACAUUGAUGACUCCACUCUGCAAUUGCCAUUGCAGGGAGUGCACGUUGCCUAAGUUGAAAGCAAAGGAAAGAACCUCGAGCAAUGGUGCAGCUUACUCAAGUUCAAGUUGUCCAAAAAGCGCACCCUCUUUGCUGAAGAUGAAACCAGAAGAUUGUCGGGAACUUGCGAUUGGAUUAUCUAUGUGCCAGUCAACUGAUAAGGAUCUCAUGGCUCAUGGAUGUACAUCCAGUCCUGAUCCUGUCUAUGAGAAGAUUCCAUGUGGUUCAAGGUAUUGGGAACUCAAUAAACCUCCUGAACAUGUAAAGGGGAUAAAUCCACUUGCAUUUUUUAGCCCACAUCCUGUAUGGGAAGGUUUUGCCGCGCCGGUAGAGCGAGAAGGCAAGACAGACUCGUUCUACUGCGUAUCUUGCAACAAGGUGCUCUCUGGGAGGGCGGAUUCUGCGGUAAAACACAUGGUUGUAAGGAAUGGUUGCAGGAUUACACCUGAAUCUAAACAGGAUCUGUUGAGAAGGAUUGAAGCUUUUAAUAAAAGACGCAACGAUCUGAAAAGGAAAUGAAGAAUAAAUGUGAUAGUGUUAAAGCAUUACAAUAGUGGAAUAAAGACGGGAGCAUCAGUGGAGGCAAGUGUGAAUGAGCCUGAAGAGAAGGAACUGUGCAACACAUAACAGUGGAAGAACAAAACGAUUUGUAAUAUAGCCUGUGCAUCUAUAGAUGUGAACCACAUAUUUUGCCCUUCAAAUUACUGCAUUGAUUGCGAUGUUCCCCAUUGUUAUGGUUGUUACGAUUCUGUAAUUGGCGCUGACGAUAGGUGCAAUGAGUCUAUACUCUUGAAGUGGUCAUCUGAAGCUGCAUAGUUGGAGUUGUCAGUUGAUUCUUAAGUGGUACUUUUGUUUUUGCACUCUGGCUUCAGGAAUAGUUAUUAUCAUGUUAUUCAUGCAGGCAGUGACAUAAUUUAUAGUAUAUAUGAGUUGCUGGCCUUAACCAGUUUAAAAAAGAUUUAACACUAAUUAGUAGUGGUUUCUAACAUCUGUAAUAGAUAAUAUGUA
Messenger RNA from Lolium perenne, 1519 nucleotides. RefSeq lists its product as uncharacterized. The record is from RefSeq and is a predicted model, not a curated record. Lineage: Eukaryota; Viridiplantae; Streptophyta; Magnoliopsida; Poales; Poaceae.